This is a messenger RNA of Mastomys coucha (southern multimammate mouse), 2867 nucleotides long. Its product is annotated as zinc finger protein 235-like. Gene Ontology annotation, molecular function: DNA-binding transcription factor activity; RNA polymerase II cis-regulatory region sequence-specific DNA binding. NCBI's taxonomy places the organism in Eukaryota, Metazoa, Chordata, Mammalia, Rodentia, Muridae. The coding region runs from base 367 to 2652 and encodes 761 amino acids. The transcript has 4 exons. Gene Ontology annotation, biological process: regulation of transcription by RNA polymerase II. The record is from RefSeq and is a predicted model, not a curated record.
GUUGCUUCCGCUCCCGGGAGGCAAGAAUGCCUCCCAGUAUGCCUGUGAGGUGAGACUUGGAGGCUUCCCGCGGUCCUUCAGGUGCGGUCGUGCUCCCUGCGUGUCCCUUGGGGACAGAGUCUGUGGUCCGGGAGACGCAGGCGGCGGCGGUGGCUGCGGCAGCGAUCGGUCCUCUCUAGCUGGGCUGUGCCUGAGUCCACGCUGCCCAGGAUUCCUGGACCCAUCUCAGCUGCUUGUGGAACCCCGGGGACAGUCUAGCUUCCCACGGGAGCCUGGCGGAAGACCUGUGAUGACAGAUGGCCAGUGUCCUGAAGCCUUAAGUGCUCGCUUCCCAGAGCCCUGCCUUGUCUCAAAGAGAAGAGAACAAUGACCAAGUUACAGGAGGCCGUGACCUUCAGGGACGUGGCCGUGGUCUUCAGUGAGGAGGAGAUGGGGCUGCUGGACGCUGCUCAGAGGAAGCUGUACCUCGAUGUGAUGCUGGAGAACUUCAGGAACCUCCUGGCCGUGGGAGGCCAAGUUCCAAACAAGAUGGAGAAUCUUCAUAUAAUAGGAGUAAAAUGCCUUUCACUGGGGGAGCUUCCAUGUUGGCACAUGACAAGCCAUGAUGCCAACAAAAUGGCCAGAGCUCCAGAAGGUGUAAUCAACACUCAAGGGAGGGUUUCCCACUUCCCAGAGCAAUGGCAUUUCUCCUGCUACAAGGGAGCAGAAGAGCCUUCCCGGGCCUCCAAGGACAAUGGUUGUCUUAAGAGUCUCACAAAUGACCCUUCCAGCAUUACUGAAAGUCAGAAAUUUCUGUCUGGGAGAGCUCAGAGUUCUUGGAGUAAAAAACAUCUUAUUGAGAGACAGAACUAUCAGAAACACUGUGUGUGGACUCCAGUGAAAACCAAGCCAUGGAUCUUGGCUCCAGGUGUUGACAGAAUGAAUUGCAUUUCCCAUCAAGAUGACAAUACACUGCAUAAAGGAGACAAAGCCCAGAGCAACAGUGACUGUGGUGGUAAAGUUAUCUUUCCUGUGUUACCUGUCACUCAGCGUUGUGUUUACACAGAAAGGAAGGCCUACCAGCGCAGCAAGGGCCAAGAAGCCUUCAUUGACAGACCCACUCUGGAACUCCAUCAGCAGGUCCUAGUAGGAAAAAAGGCCCCUGUACAUAGUACACAUGAGGACACAAGGCGUAGCUCCAGUGUUCCCAUUCAAAAAAGUGUUCAUCCAGGAACAAAGCGCUACUGGUGUCAGGAGUGUGGCAAGGCUUUCAGUCAGAGCUCAGCUCUCCAGACUCACCGGAGGGUGCACACAGGGGAGAAACCCUACAGGUGCAACAGCUGUGGGAAGGCCUUCACACAGUGGUCAAUCCUCCAUGCCCACCAGAGAAUUCACACAGGAGAGAAGCCAUAUAAGUGUGGAGACUGUGGCAAACGGUUCAGAUUUAGCUCAAACCUGCACACCCACCAGAGGGUUCACACGGGGGAGAAACCAUACAAAUGCCACAUGUGUGGGAAGUGUUUCAGAUUCAGAUUCAGACUUCACAGCCAUCAGCGCGUCCACACAGGAGAGAAGCCAUAUAAAUGUGACAAGUGCGGGAAGAGUUUCAGUUCUGUCUCAAACUUCAAAGUCCACCAGCGGGUCCAUACAGGAGUGAAGCCAUUUCACUGCAGUGUGUGUGGGAAGGGCUUCAGUCAAGGCUCCCGUCUUCAGGCUCAUCAGAGUGUGCACACAGGGGAGAAGCCCUACCAGUGUGACCGCUGUGUGAAGGGCUUCAGCUGCAGCACAUAUCUCAACAUCCACUGCUGGGUGCACUCCGAGGAGAAACCUUACAAGUGUGAGGUGUGUGGGAAGGGCUUCUUGAGGAUGUCACGCCUCCAGGUCCACAAGAGAAUUCACACAGGAGAGAAGCCAUACACAUGUGAAGAGUGUGGGAAGGGUUUCAGUUCGGUCUCAAGCUUCCGAAGCCACCAGCGGGUCCAUACAGGUGAGAAGGCAUUUCGCUGCAAUGUCUGUGGGAAAUGUUUCAGUCGGAGCUUACAUCUUCACACUCAUCAGAGAGUACACACGGGGGAGAAGCCCUACAAAUGUGACACAUGUGGGAAAGCCUUCAGCCAGAGAUCCAGUCUCCAAGUUCAUCAGCUAAUUCAUACAGGAGAGAAGCCAUAUAAAUGUGAAGAGUGUGGGAAGGGUUUCACUUCAGCCUCAAGCUUCCAAGGACACCAGCGGAUCCAUACAGGAGAGAAGCCAUUUCAUUGCAAUGUGUGUGGAAAAGACUUUAGCCGGAGCUCCUAUCUUCAAACUCACCAGAGAAUGCACACGGGUGAGAAGCCCUACAAAUGUGACACGUGUGGGAAAGCCUUCAGCCAGAGGUCCCAUCUUCAAGUCCAUCAGAGAAUUCACACCGGAGAGAAGCCGUUCAAGUGUGAGGAGUGUGGGAAGGAAUUCAGCCAGCGUACGGGGCUAAGUUCUCACCAGAUAGUCCACAAGGAAGAGAAACCCUACACGUGUCGGGAGUGUGGGAAGGGCUUCAGUCAGGCCUCACUCUUCGAAAGACACCAGAGGGUCCACACAGGGGAAAGGCCCUACAUCUGCGGCAUCUGCUGCAAAGGCUUCAGUCAGAGAUCACAUCUUGUCAAACACCAGAGGGUCCACACUGCAGGGAAUCUCUAGGUUUGUUCUGCUGUCAGGUGGGCCCCAUUCUGCUGAUUGUUAAAAGCUCCCCCUCCCCCAACCCAGAGGGUUCAGAAGACCUCACAGGGGAUUAUAUUUUGGUUAUUUUUCCAUAAAGUCUUUAUCUUACUGUAUUCAUUAUGCAAAGGGAAGAUAGUAUUUUAGAAUGGAUCUUAGCAUACAAAGUAAAAAAUUAAAAACUUAUAUAGAAAACA